This is a messenger RNA of Sesamum indicum (sesame), 2148 nucleotides long. NCBI's taxonomy places the organism in Eukaryota, Viridiplantae, Streptophyta, Magnoliopsida, Lamiales, Pedaliaceae. The record is from RefSeq and is a predicted model, not a curated record.
GAAUAUUUAAAGUGGUGGCUUUCGAAAGAGGGAGUAAAAGAGAGUGGCCAAGUUCUCGGGGUUCAUAUCCAAACCUUACCAAUUUCCCACUCAUACACAACACACACUGACAGGACUAUAAUGGCGGCUGCCGGCACUGCUCUCCGCUUCCUUAAAUCCUUCUCGGGCGCUUCCCCACCUCUCUUCUCUCUCUUCAACAAUCCGAGGCUCACUCGCUCCGUCGCUCCAUUGCUUUUCUUCUCUUCUGCUGGUUUCUCCCCCCAACAACGUGCCUUCUGCUCUGUAGUGUCUGGGGCAGUCGCAUCUGGCGAGGCUACGAAGCCCGAACCUGUUGAGCUGGAGAAAGGCGUGAGAAUCCGCGAGUUUCGCAAGAAAUUGAAGAUUGCGGACAUCAAAGGUGGGCCUGAUCAGGGGUUGAAUAGAUUGGGGGAGAAUCUUGUGGUUAGGGGAUGGGUUAGGACACUUAGAGUUCAGAGCAGUGUCACGUUUAUUGAGGUUAACGAUGGUUCUUGCCUUUCAAACAUGCAAUGUGUAAUUAGUUCUGAUGCCGAAGGCUAUGAUCAGGUGGAGAGUGGUCUGAUUUCAACUGGUGCCGCAGUAUGGGUACAAGGUACUAUAGUAGCCAGCCAAGGGUCAAAGCAAAAAGUAGAAUUGAAUGUUGACAAACUUGUAACGGUUUCAAGGGUGAGGAACGCUUUGGCAUAUGCAACACACAAAUUUUUUCAAGAAAAUGGCUUCGUUUGGCUCUCAAGCCCAAUAAUUACUGCUUCAGAUUGUGAAGGAGCUGGUGAACAAUUUUGCGUAACAACCUUGUUGCCCCUAGAACAGGUUCCAACCUCCAGGGAAGCUACGGAUUCUCCAGUGAAUGCCAUCCCCAGAACAAAGGAUGGUUUAAUUGAUUGGUCCCAGGACUUUUUUGGAAAACCAGCAUUUCUGACAGUAUCUGGGCAGCUUAAUGCUGAAACAUAUGCUACUGCUCUUACUGAUGUAUAUACUUUUGGUCCAACAUUCAGAGCAGAAAAUUCCAACACUUCUCGACACUUAGCUGAAUUUUGGAUGAUAGAACCAGAACUUGCGUUUGCUGAUUUGGAAGACGACAUGGCUUGUGCAACUGCUUAUCUCCAGUAUGUAGUAGAAUACAUUCUGGAGAACUGCAAGGAAGAUAUGGAUUUCUUCAAUACUUGGAUUGAGAAAGGAAUCAUUGCCCGACUAAGUGAUGUUGUUGAGAAAAGAUUUGUGCAAUUGUCAUACACUGAUGCAGUUGAAAUUCUCUUGAAAGCAAAGAAGACAUUUGAAUUUCCGGUAACAUGGGGAUGUGAUUUGCAAAGUGAGCAUGAGCGUUAUAUAACUGAAGAGGUGUUCAGUGGAUGCCCUGUAAUCAUAAGAGAUUAUCCGAAGGACAUCAAAGCAUUUUACAUGCGACAAAAUGAUGAUGGAAAGACUGUCGCAGCCAUGGAUAUGUUGGUUCCUCGGGUUGGUGAACUUAUUGGCGGAAGCCAAAGGGAAGAGCGCCUUGAAUAUUUGGAACAACGCUUGGAUGAUUUGAAGCUCAAUAAAGAGAGCUAUUGGUGGUACCUUGACCUGCGGCGAUAUGGUUCAGUUCCCCACGCUGGAUUUGGAUUAGGCUUUGAAAGGCUUGUACAGUUUGCAACUGGAAUAGAUAAUAUAAGGGACGCCAUUCCUUUUCCUCGGGCACCUGGCUCAGCUGAAUUUUGAUGGUAGACUUCCAGAAGAGGACAAGGUGCAAGUAGAACGACUUAUAUGAUAAUUACGUUUCCUAACUGGAUAUUCCUAUUCUGCUUAAAAAUUCAGACACUUAGAAUUCGGGAUAAAGAGAGGUGGUUCCUUUUUAUAGAAGCGAAAAAGCAAGGUUUGCCUUUGAGGACCAUAUUAGUUCCGUACUGGAAUUCGGGAUAAAGAGUGGUGGUUCAUUUUUUCAUAAUGUUAUGGAUGCAGUAUACCAUGGAACUAGAUGCAAUGUAAGAACAGAAAGUUCAAUUUUUUCUGAUUAUUAUUUGUAUCAUACAUGAUUGGACGCUCCACUUCCCCUGUUGUCAAAUCAGAGGCAGAGAGAGUUCAACAGUUGAACCCCUCAAGAGUGGUCGCUGAAGAGAAAUGCUAUUUUUCGAUUUCCUCUAUAUUAAUCAA